Molecule: messenger RNA, 1688 nt
Organism: Salvia splendens (bonfire salvia)
Lineage: Eukaryota; Viridiplantae; Streptophyta; Magnoliopsida; Lamiales; Lamiaceae
Product: zinc finger BED domain-containing protein RICESLEEPER 2-like
Exons: 2
Coding region: 732-1688 (318 amino acids)
Molecular function (GO): DNA binding
Source: RefSeq, a predicted model, not a curated record
AAUCCCCCAUUUUCAGCCGCCUCCAGAUUUCGCGCUCCCAUUUCUACAAAAUCGGCCGUCGAAUCGAAAUCCCUACUACAUCGAAGAAGCCUCGAGGGAACUCUAGCUUGAUUCCAAAGUUUGGGUUGAAUUUUUUAGAUUUGUAGUUGCUAAAGAUGGGGGAUUCUACUCCAACUAUUGAUACCACUCAUAGUGAAAGAGUGGGGAUUCUACUCCAACUAUUGAUACCACUCAUAGUGAAAGAGUGGGGAUUCUACUCCAACUAUUGAUACCACUCAGAGUGAAAGAGUGGGGAUUCGAGAUGAUUCCAAGUCUAAGAAGAGAAAGAACUUCUAUAGUUAAGAAGAGAAAGAACUUCUAUAGUUUGGAAUCAUUUUACACAUGAGAACCCGGCGUAAAUGGGAAGAACGUCAGGUGCAAUAAAUGUGGUCAAAGAUGGAAAUAUGAAGGUACGAAACAAGGAACUUCUACUUUAAAUCGUCAUAUGUUGGUUUGUAAGAAGAAAUCAAAGUUUGGAGAUGUGGGCGUUAUGUUUGUCGAGCACCAGGAGAAGUUAGAGGUUAAAAAUAAUGCAAUCGAUCAAAAAAUUUGUUGGGAUUGGAUGACUAAGAUAUCAGUUGCACAUAAUCUUCCAUUGAAUUGGGUUGAAUGUGACGCAAUGAGAGGUUUUUUUGAAGUAUUUGAAUCCGGAUAUAGAAUUUAUAUAUGGAGAUACUCAUGCCUUGGAUGUGAUGAAUUUGUAUGGAUCUAAAAAGCAGAAAUUGAAGUUCAGAUUGAGUAAUGUUUGGGGGAUGUUGCGCUUGACAUGUGAUGUUUGGACCGCUUGUACUAAUUUGGGUUAUAUUUGUUUAACUGCACAUUUUGUGGAUGAAAACUGGAAAUUGAAUAGCAAAAUACUUGCAUUUUGUUCUAUGCCUCCUCCACAUUCUGGAAUCGAAAUAGCUCGAAAGGUUUAUCAUAUUUUGGCAGAUUGGAAAAUAGAUAGGAAAGUCUUUUCUUUGACUUUGGACAGUUCGUCUGCUAAUAAUGACAUGGUGGAAAUAUUGAAGAUGCGACUUGGUUUGCAGAACUCAUUAUUAUGCAAUGGUGAGUUUUUCCGCGUGAAAUGUUGUUCACAUCUCUUGACUCUUAUGGUCCAAGAAGGAUUGGAAGUUGCUAGUGAAGCUUUAGAUAAGAUUAGAGAUAGUAUCAAAUACGUAAAAGCAUCAGAAGCUAGAAUGAUUAAGUUUAAGGAGUGUGCUCGGAAAACCGGUAUUGAAUUACCUUCUUCUCUUUGCUUGGAUGUGCCAACUCAUUGGGAAUCCAUAUAUUUGAUGUUUGAUAGUGGAAUUAAAUGUCGACGUGUUUUUUGUUUGCUUGAAUUUGAGGAUUUGGCUUAUAUGUAUCGUCCGACGGAAGAAGAGUGGAAUAGAGAACUGAUGCUUAAAUUUUUGGAGCCAUUUUACAAUAUUUCAACUAUGAUUUCCGGAUCAUCCAGUCCUACUUCCGGUUUCUUUUUUCUAGAACUUUGGAAGAUUGCACACUUUGUGUCUAUAAAUUAUAGAAGUCAAGAUGAAGAGGUGAAGUCUAUGUCUCAUUCGAUGAAUUUAAAGUUUGCACCAUAUUGGGAGGAGCAUAGUGAAAUUCUUUCCAGGCGCAGUGUUCGACCCAAGGAUAAAACUGAAUUUAAAAGGUUAAACGUAAAGUAA